This is a messenger RNA of Acanthisitta chloris (rifleman), 2616 nucleotides long. RefSeq names its product interleukin 31 receptor A (gene IL31RA). NCBI's taxonomy places the organism in Eukaryota, Metazoa, Chordata, Aves, Passeriformes, Acanthisittidae. Gene Ontology annotation, molecular function: cytokine receptor activity; cytokine binding. Bases 1 to 2616 code for a protein of 871 amino acids. The record is from RefSeq and is a predicted model, not a curated record. Gene Ontology annotation, cellular component: signaling receptor complex; external side of plasma membrane. Gene Ontology annotation, biological process: cytokine-mediated signaling pathway. The transcript is spliced from 15 exons.
AUGUUCAGCUCUUUGAUUUGGAUGUUCAUCCUCCUCUGCAGCUCUGUAGCAGAUGAAAACUCUAUCAGAGAUGCUGUUAUUUUUCCUUCAUCUUCUGAAAUUCGAAGAGGAUCCUCCUUGAAACGUUCUUGUGUUCUUGGAAGACACAGUACACCUCGCAGAAAUGCAAACCACAUCAUCUGGAAACUGAAUCACGAACCAAUUCCUCCAGAAAACUAUAACAUUGUGAAUGAGACUGUAUCCAGCGUAACCAUCCAUAAUUUCACCUACAAAACAGCUCGUCUGAAAUGUUACAUUAAGUACUUGGGCAAAGAGCAACUUUUGGUUCACACAGAAGUUAAGUCUGGCUUUCCCCCAGAAAAACCACGAAAUAUUUCCUGCAUUUAUUUCUAUCGUGAUAAACUUGCCUGUACUUGGAAUUCAGGAAGAGAAACAGAUCUACCAACACACUAUACUCUUUAUAGAAAAGUGAUGAGAAGUGGAAAGGUGAAGUCUCUAGGAGGAGACAGCACAUGUGAGAGCAACACGACGUCAUGUACCUUUGUUCAUCCAGAUACUCCAUAUAGUGAUUUUCUCUGUUUUGAAGUGAAAGCUGAAAAUGCUUUGGGUGUAGUCAUGUCAGAAAGUGUUACUAAAUCUAUGGGAAAAAUAGAGAAAUUUGCCCCCCCUGAAAUACUUUCAGUUAAGAAAAUCACUGGUGUAAAGAAUUUGCUUACAGUAACCUGGAAAAUGCCUGAGAAGAUGAUCCCUUCACAAGAUUCAAUUUGCCAGAUUCAAUACAGAAACUUGUAUUCAAACCUCACAAAAUUUGUCACUGUCCCACUGAAAUAUCCACAGAAAAUAGGAACAUGUAAUCUCACAGGUCUGUGGGACUCAACAGAAUAUUCAGUUGCCAUUCGGUGUAUCAAUGUCAAUUCAAUAUUUUGGAGUGAAUGGAGUGAAGAGGAAAAAGGAAGCACAGAAGAGACAGCUCCUUUGGUAAAAAUGGAUUUGUGGAGGGUAAUUGAGUCUCCAAACUCAUCUGGAAGGAGAUAUGUACAUCUUAUGUGGAAGACAUUGAACAACUUUCCAGCUUCUCGGAGAAUUCUAGGCUACAAAGUACAGUAUUUUCCAGAAAACAAUGCUGCUCUUAAAAUGACAAACAGGUCUACUGCUCAGAAAAUCACUUUGCUUUUAAAUGAAGAGGCACAUAUAAUAUCUGUUACUGCCUAUAACUCUGCUGGAAAUUCUCCUGAAGCUGUUUUGAGGAUUCCAUCCACUCAUGAAAAAGCUUCUCAGAUGAUUGAAACAGUGAGUACCUCUCUGACAAAUGAAGAAGUGGUGGUGGAAUGGACAGCCUCCAAACCAGAAGCAUCUGAAUACGUAGUUGAGUGGUAUGAGGAAUUGGUCACGGAUCCUUUUGGCAGAUCAUGGCAAUAUGUGUUGAAUUCUACAAAGUGGACAACUAGCAAAAAAAACUUUAAACCAUUUAUAUGCUAUAACAUCUCCGUGUAUCCUCUUCAUGGAAAUAAAGUAGCAGCUCCAUAUUCCACACACACUUAUAUUCAAGAAAAAAGACCAUCAGAAGGACCUGUGGCUGACACAGCUGUUCUGGGAAAAAAUGAAGUCAUAAUAAGGUGGAAGGAGAUUUCACUGGAUAAAAGAAAUGGAUUUAUCACUAACUAUACAAUAUUUUAUAAACCUGAAGGUGGAAAACAAUUAAAUGAAACAGUGAACUCUGAUGUUCUGCAAUACAGACUGAAGUCCUUACAGGCUGAUACACAAUACCUUGUCUAUAUCAUGGCAAGCAAUAGAGCUGGUGGAACCAGUGGGGAGCCAAAAACCUUCAAGACUUUGAAACUGGAUAAAUUUGAUGUUUAUAUCAUUGCUGUACUUGUUGGAAUAAGCAUGUUGCUUCUGUUAGGCCUUUGGAUGACAUGCAUUUUGAAAAAGCACACGUUUAAAAAGGUUUGCUGGCCUGAUAUACCAAACCCAGCAGAGAGCAUUACAGUGGAGUGGCUUCUGGCUACAUCUGCGAAUAGUUCACUAUUGAAGAGAGUGGCAUCUGAGGCUACAACUCGAGACUUUGAAGACAUAAGUGUUUUGGAACAUUGUUUUCCUGUGGAAAGUCAGGAAGGAUCACUGCCAACGAAUUACGAAGGUCAUGUUUCUGAACGUACUGGUACUAAUGCAAAAGGCAUGAUUAGUGGGGAUAAAAAGAUACUGUGUAAUGAAGAAAAUGAAGCUGCUAAAUGUUUUUCGCCAUCCAUGCUUUAUGUAAUUACUGAUGAUUUUACCAGAAGUCAAAUGGAUUCAGCUCUGACCCCAGUGAAGGAAAUCCAACCCACAGAAAUGCUGGCAAACAAUUUGUGUGGAUCCCAACAGACUUCAGUUAAAAAUGAAGAAAAUGAUGCUGAGGAAGAUUUCAAGGUGGAAGAUUUCAAUGAAAAAGCAGCAUUCAACCCAUACCUUAAAAAUUCUGUUAGAACAAGGGAAUUUCUUAUUUCUGAGAGCUUGCCAGAGCCCAGUAUGGAUGAACGCAAAAGCCAGUCAGGUGUCUUACCUCCUCUUCAGCAAAACGGUGCAGGACAAUCCUACAUAACAUUGGACAUGUUUGGGAUGGCCACGGGCCAAUAG